AGGGAGUCCCUGUCUCAGGGCACGUGGGGCUCCGGCAGCCACGUUGUUAGACUCUGGCCAUGGGGCUGGAGUGCUCUGCACCCAGUGCUUGUGAGGCUGGAGCUGGGGUGAGGCUGGCUUGGUUACUCACGGGGCUCUGCUUGCCCACCCUCUGGGGUCCCCUCGAAGCCAUCCCCGCCCUCCAGAGUCUGCAGUGCCUUGUGUUCCGCCAUGUGCCUUACGCCAGUGUGUGGCAGGGGAGCGCUCCGCACAGGCGAGAGGAGCAGAGGCGGCGAAAGGCACGAAGGGAGGCGCUCGCUGCCGAGAUCUUGGACAAGCAUCCCCUGCAGAACAGGUGGGCUCUUUGGUUCUUCAAAAAUGACAAGAGCAAGACAUGGCAGGCGAACCUGCGCCUGGUUACCAAGUUCAGCACCGCGGAGGAUUUCUGGGCGCUGUACAGCCACAUCCAGCUGGCCAGCAAGCUGACAUCAGGCUGCGACUACUCCCUCUUCAAGGACGGGAUCGAGCCCAUGUGGGAAGACAACCGGAACAAGCGGGGCGGGCGCUGGCUCAUCACGCUGGCCAAGCAGCAGAGGCACACGGAGCUGGACCGCUUCUGGCUGGAGACGCUGCUGUGUCUGAUUGGCGAGACGUUCGGCCCAUACAGCGAGGACAUCUGCGGGGCCGUCAUCAACAUCCGGGCCAAGGGAGACAAGAUUGCUGUCUGGACCCGAGAGGCGGAGAACCGGGAUGGGGUCACCCACAUUGGACGGGUGUACAAGGAGCGCCUGGGGCUGUCCCACAAGGUGGUGAUCGGGUACCAGGCCCACGCAGACACGGCCACCAAGAGCGGCUCCCUCACCAAGAACAAGUUUGUGGUGUGAGCGCCGGGCUGGGCUCCUGGGACUGUGAUGGCAGCACCCUGCUGGGAUGUGGGGGGAGCGGGGUGUUGAG
Chelonoidis abingdonii (Abingdon island giant tortoise) is the source of this 933-nucleotide messenger RNA. The record is from RefSeq and is a predicted model, not a curated record. Lineage: Eukaryota; Metazoa; Chordata; Testudines; Testudinidae.